AUGGCUCCAUGCACGGACGGAGCCUUCAAGCCCGAAUGUCAGACGCCCAACAUCGAUGCGCUUCUGGAAGUUAGGGACAUCGGCUUGGAAGAGGGUCCAGCGACGCGUGCAGCAAGCCCGGACCGGCUCGCUCGUGAGGUCGUCCGAGCAGCGCGCAAGUUGAGCCGUGACAUGCUGCCGAAGCGUGUCGAGGAUCCGAUCGAAAUCGCCUCAAGGGACUCACAGGCCUCUACAGUGCCGGGAGAGGCUUCCAGGCUCUCGGGGGCAUUGCAUCCAAGCUUCAGCAGCUGUGUCGCCUUGACAGUCUGGAGUUGCUUCCAGCUUCUCAGAUGCUUUUUCGCUUCUGCAGACAGUGGGCCCGACUGA
This is a messenger RNA of Symbiodinium sp. CCMP2592, 366 nucleotides long. NCBI's taxonomy places the organism in Eukaryota, Dinophyceae, Suessiales, Symbiodiniaceae. The record is from the annotation of a GenBank genome assembly.